GAGGAGGAGGGGAGCGGCGGAUGGGGGCGGCGGCCGGAGGCGCUGAGCGCUGAGCGCAGGCAGCCGCUGCAGCCAGUCGCCUCCCUCUGCCCCCGCUGGCUCCGGCAACCAUGAACAGGGGCGCCGCUUCUUGCCCUUCGUCCGUCCCCGGCGGCAGCGGCCACGGAGAGUGCCGGAGGGUCUGUAGCAACUGCCGGAAAGUGCUGAGGCAGGAAAAGAAAAUCAGAGUGUCUCUGCCUUUGACAAGAGGACCAAGUGCCUUUAUACCAGAAAAGGAAGUUAUCCAAGCCAACAGUCUGAAUGAACGCAUGCACCUGCUUGUGGAAGAAUAUUCUACAUCGGGCCGCCUAGACAACAUCACCCAGGUCAUGAGUUUGCACACUCAAUACCUGGAGUCUUUCCUUCGCAGCCAGUUUUAUAUGUUGCGUAUGGACGGGCCUCUUCCUUUGCCCUACCGGCACUACAUUGCAAUCAUGGCUGCUGCCAGGCACCAGUGCUCCUACCUUAUAAACAUGCAUGUGGAUGAGUUCCUGAAGACUGGAGGGAUCCCAGAAUGGCUGAAUGGCUUGGAAUACGUUCCACAAAGACUGAAAAACCUGAAUGAAAUCAAUAAGCUUCUUGCACAUCGACCCUGGCUAGUUUCAAAAGAGCACAUUCAGAAACUUGUCAAGACUGGGGAAAAUAAUUGGUCUCUUCCGGAACUGGUGCAUGCUGUGGUCCUCUUGGCACACUACCAUGCCUUGGCAAGCUUUGUCUUUGGUAGUGGCAUCAAUCCAGAGAGAGAUCUCGAUACCUCGAAUGGCUACAGGCUCAUAUCAGUUAACAAUUUCUGUGUCUGCGACCUUGCCAACGACAACAACAUUGAAAACGCGUCCCUCAUAAGUAACAACUUUGGGAUCUCAGAUUCUUUAAGUGAGCUGGAGGCCCUAAUGGACAGAAUGAAAAGGCUGCAGGAGGAGAAGGAGGACGAGGAGGCCUCUCAGGAGGAAAUGGAUACUCGCUUUGAAAAGGAAAAGACUGAGAGCCUCCUGGUUGUCACUGAAGCAUUUGACGAUGAAAUAGUUUCCACAGCCGACGUUUCGCGCUACGUUGAAGAUCCUGGCUUUGGGUACAAAGACUUUGCCAGGCGGGGUGAGGAGCAUCUUCCAACUUUUCGAGCCCAGGACUAUACCUGGGAAAACCAUGGAUUCUCCCUUGUGAACAGGCUUUAUUCCGACAUUGGGCAUCUCCUGGAUGAGAAGUUCCGAAUGGUCUAUAGCCUCACGUACAACACUAUGGCCACGCAUGAAGAUGUUGACACAACCAUGUUAAGAAGAGCUUUAUUUAAUUAUGUUCACUGUAUGUUUGGAAUCAGGUAUGAUGACUACGAUUAUGGAGAAGUUAAUCAGUUACUUGAACGGAGCCUGAAGGUUUACAUUAAGACAGUGACCUGCUACCCAGAGCGAACUACCAAGCGCAUGUACGAUAGCUACUGGCGCCAGUUCAAGCACUCGGAGAAGGUCCACGUGAACCUUCUCCUGAUGGAAGCGCGCAUGCAGGCGGAACUCCUUUACGCCCUCCGUGCCAUUACGCGCCACUUGACCUGAAGCGCCGUUGCAAGCGUGUGAAGAAAGCUUCCAAACAGAUGUGCAGAAACACCUGCCUGUGGCGUAGCAUCAGGUUAUUGGAUUCUCUAGUGUCAAAAGCUGAAGCCGCCUUCCUAGCGGUGGUUAACGUGCAAUGAUCUAUAUAUUUCCCCCCCUGUUUUCUUGAUGCUUAACAUUACUAACGAUAGCAAAAAUAGCACUGAGGAACACUACUUCUUAAGUUGUUUCCAGUUGGAGUAUUGGUCACAAACCCUAAAACGGUUUGUUAUAUUUGAUUCUUUUGCUAUUUCUUCUCACGCUCGGAAGAAAAACACUUGUUGGUGCAUCUUCCGAGGUUCUGUUUCUACCCACUUUUUCCUGCAAAUGGAAUCCAGAGCGAAGGAUUUUGUUUUAUUUUCUCCUUUUAGUUCUUUCUAGAAUAUUAAUGCAGCUUUCCUGAAUCCAGUAUGUGCUGUGUUUAAACUGAAGUGCUCAACUGGCUUCUUCUUAGAGUUUCCUUAGAAUUUUAGUACUUUGGCAGUAGUUUGGAGGCUGUGUGAAAGCUGAUGCAACUAUUGUCUGCCUUUUUUUUUUAAUGUGAAAAGAACUGCUGCCAAUCCUGCAGCGUGCUACUGAGACACAGCAUUCAAAUGCUUUUUUUUUUCUGAACGAAGAGGGUUUUCUACCAUAUCCAUUUCAACUGUACAUAAUCAGUUCAGGGAUUGAAUUCUUCUGUGUUGCCUACAAUUGCUCUUUCUGCUGACCCUAAUGAUGCUUGAAUGGUACUUACUGCCCAGCCAGCAAGCCAGUUUAACUUGGGAUAUCUGAACUUUGACUUUAAGAGGGUUUUUUUAAAAAAAGUUUUGAAAUCCAGGUUCGUCCUUAACUGGUUCAUUGAUCUGGUGGUAAUGUGAGGCGUGCAAAUCCAGCACACGCACGCGCACAUGCUGUCUGAUCAAAGAAACAAAAGAGCAAUCUGCAAGAGCACAUUCUCUUAAAACUGUAAAAAGCUGCCUUGUGCUGAAUCAGGCCACUGGUCUGUCUGUUCUGGUCCUCCAAAGUUGAGGGGAGAAGUCUCUCCCAGCCCUCUUACCUGAGAUGGUUUUAACUGGAGAUGGCAGGAAUUGAGUCCAGGACCUUUCGCAUGCAGAGCAUGUAUUAGUCGCUUAGCUAGAUUUCCCCCUCCCCUGAAAGCUUUGCUUGUACGACACUGUCUUUUACUGAGUCAGACUUGUCUGUUCUGACCAGCAGUGAUUCCUUGAGGUCUUGGGUCACAAUUGGCCCUAACCUUUAACUCAAAGUGUCGGAGACCGCACCUGGGACCCUUCUACAAACAAAGAAUGUGCUUUGCCCCUGAGUUGCAGUCUCGUUUUGCUCCACCGUCAUCCCCCCCACCCCACUUCCUAAUUCAAGGGUAAUUAUAUCAGUGUUCAGCUUAAGCUUUGGGGAAAUCGAUUCCCAUCAAAUAUUUUUCAGAACGCCUGCAAUAUUUUCAAGCUAAGAAUCAUGUUUCUAUACGUUGACGUGAGUGAACAAAGGAAGUGCAAUAUAUAGCAGAAGAGCGAGCCUUUCCUUAACCAAGUCGCUGCUGAAAUGUCCCGCUCAACACGACCGCGGUGAAAAUGGCUUCUCCUUUGGUAGUGUUUGCUGCGAACAAUCGGCUCCUACUCGAGCACCAAAGCGUUGGUUUAAUCGGAUGUCCCCAAGCCCUUCUACACCUUCCUUUUAGCAGGGGAGACCCCAUGCAAGCUCCAUAGAAAUGAAUGGAGGAGGUGCCAGAGGAGUGCCGGGCCGAUUGGCUUGUGCCCAUGGGCAGAUGUCAUUGUUGGGAAAGAGAAGAGAGCAGCUAAGAGAGACCUGCCCUUGCAUUGCUUGACUACACUGAUUACUUUUUUCCCUCCAGGGCACAAAUGUCUUGGUUUUUAGAGCUUUACCUUCUUGCAUUAAUGAUCCAGUGAAGUGCCUAAAGAGAGGCCAGAAAGACAAGACAUGAUAGAGACUUUCACGUGACUGGCUUGCUUCAGGAAAAGCUAGUCUCAACUGAGUCCCCUUGAAAUCAACACUGCUUAGGCCCAGCAGGGCUUGGAGACCACCCCUUUGUGUCCCACUGCCAGUAUCUGGGAUCCAGGAAAGGAACCUUAACUUGCCCUCAAGCCUUUUGGGUAGUCGAUAAAGCGAUUUAAGCCCCAGUCUUUUCCUCUCUUUUUUUGAUUUUUACAAGACUCAGUUGUGACUAACUUUUGCUGAAUUGAGAUUGAUGUCAGAUUUUGUGUCCCCCUGAAUAUUUAUUUUUACCUGCUUUUAUACACAUUGGAAAUGAAUGAGAUGGGCCUUCACUCCAGUAGGCUGUAGAAAGCAAUAUAGAAUAAGCUUGUACAUUGAAGACUUCUGCAGUGGUUUCUUUCAUGAGAGCAAUUUUGGAAAGUAAAAAAAGAGGGGGUAGAGGAACUAAAGUUUGGAUGUGGUUAUUUUGUUGGGUUUAUUUUAAUUUUUUAUUAUUUACUUGAUUCUUCUCUCUCUUAACGGCUGUGAUGUUGUGUGAUUGUCCUGCGACGCACACACCCCUUGGCUGCUGAAAAAAUUGUUUGUUGCUUUCUAGAGACAUAACCUUCUGCGCUUGGAAUUGCAGGCUGUUUUGACAUGGAAACUCUCCCAGACGAUAUUGACACUACAGAUUCGUAUUGGCUGCAUGUGUUGCUCCUCCUAAAGAAGUCUGGGAAUUGCAGUUUGGAAAUAGUGCUGAGGGCUUUCUCUUAAAAGACACCACACACACACACACACACACACACACACACACUUCCCAAACCAGUUCAGCUUCCCAGGAAACCGUUGGAACCUGUUGGAGUCAGUAGUGUGUCUAUAUGUCCUUGGAAGGAAAUGACUACAGUGAUGACAAGUUACUGAAUGAGCGACGCAUUGCUGCUGAGGAUGAAUGGUAGCUCACUGCUCUGUCUGUGCAUGUGAGAAACCGGGAGGGGGGUGUGGGUGUGUGUGUUUUAAAAAGCCGAAUCAAAAUCCAGCUAAAGUUAAGCGUUUUGAAGGAUGGCGUUGGAUUUAACAAGAGCAUUCAGCCAUUUGCACCUGCGGUCUGCAAUGGGGAUGGGUUGUGCAAACGCUGCCUGCAGCUUACCUUUAUGGGUUGUGUUUGGCAUGGCACCAUUGCAGGAAGCUUGAAUUGCGCUGCCCUGACCCCUGUCCUGUCCAAAGCCGGGUUGAUUUCAGUGGAAGAGUUUGAGGGCUCCAUUGGAGACUCCCUGGGACUUUUAAGACGCUUAACCCUGACUGGAUUUGAACUGCAGCAAGGUGUUGACAGGUCUCCACCAAACACCUCCCUGGUGAUUGUGGGAGGGGGAAGGAGCAACUUCUGCCAGGGGAACUUCUGCCCCUUUCUUUCUUUCUUUUAGCCUUUGCUGUUGUUCCAGGCACUUGUUUGCAUGUUGCAGAGAAAAGCCAGGCAGGGCGUGGAUGCAGGGAAAUCGGCUGGGGAAGGACUGAGGCCUCUGGCCCCACGGCUCUUCAGAUAUAACCUCUGUCUUCACAUUUAGAGGUAGAGACAUAAACAGACUUUGUAUGUAACUGUAAGAGCUUAAACGUUUUCUUCAGAGCAGUCAUGGCUUUUCUUCUUAACAGGGAGGCUGGUGUUCCAAUUGCAGAAGCAUUAGUGCCUUUUCUUCUAGAUGUUUUUAUUGUUCGAACUGAAUAGUCAUCUCAGUGAGAGGCAAUUAGAUUUUAAAUCAAUAAGACUGUUGGUUUCUCUCUCUCUCUCUCACUCUCUCUUUCUCCCUUCUGUGAAAUAUAUAUAAAGUGAAUCCAUUAACAGGAGCGUAAACUUGAUUUCACAUGAUUUCAGACCUACAUGUGGUAUCCAAGGUUGGGACCUGCUGUUUUGAAAACCAGUUUGUGUUUUUUCCUUAGAAAUAGAAUGGCAAACUUGAAUGUUAACAAAAUGUUUCAAGGUGAUGAUGUUUGAUUCAGAGUAGACAUUUUAUGUGGUCAUGAUCUGGUGCAUAGCUUUAUAUACUCAAAUGUGAUGGGGUUGUGUGUGUGUGUGUGUGUGUGUGUACGUGUGUGUGUGUGUUUUUAAAUGCUGACGUUCAGAGUAGGCAUCCAAGUGAAUAUGAUUGUACUUCUUUGCUUGACAUAUACCCCUUAAGCUCACAGAUGUGCCAAAUUAAAAAAUGUGCAAAAUCUAUUUUUUUAUAAAAUAGCACAUGUGAAUGAAUCGUCAAACUUCAUGGAUGUCAAAAACGUAUGUCAUUCUUUCGCAGUGUAGGCAUAGUUGGGGGUUUGUUUUUCGUUUUCGUUUUGCUUCUUCUAGUAUGGCUUUGGAUUACGUGUCAGCAACUGGCACCCUUGGGCCAAAAUCUGUCCUAGUUGUCAACCAAGGGGCAAAAGAGUGUCAUAGGCUGCAGCCAUUGGUAGCAGCAGGACUUGGCGGCAAGGGAGUCCCCCAGCAGGCUCUGUGGCUUAUAUGGAAGGAUAUAAAUCCCCGAAAGCGAGGGCGGUGGAAGGUGGGACUCAGGCUGCCACUUAGCGCAUAAAAAGGCCCCUCAGAUGCUUGUUCAUUCCCUCUGCUAUUUUUGUUGUGGUGGUUGCAAAAAUAAAAUAUGGCUGCUUCAAGAUCUUGUGUCAAGACGUCUCCCCAACCCUCCUUUUUUAGGUGGUGGGGGGAACUGCAUCAAAUUUAUUUAGGGUGGGAGACAGAAGGGCUCACAGGUGGAAUUGCACAUACUCAGUAGAGACAGAGAGAAGUUUCAAACAUGAGCCUGCAAGUGCAGGUGCAGGAAAUAGGUGUAUGUGUGGGGAAAUUCCAAAUUCUAGACCCAGUAAAGAAACAAACAAAAAAUAAAUAAAUCAAGGCAUAUUGGUCAGGGGCAGGGGAUCAGGUCAUUACUGCCGAAUUCCAGGUUAUGUUUACUCUGAAGCAAGUCCCACUGUGUUCAGAUGCCCUAAUCAAUUCACAGAACUGACUUGCUUAAAUAGUUUGGCGUUUGGUGUGCUUCUGAUCUGCAGCAGCUGCCAGGCUCAAAAGCAAAUGGACUGUUAUGUGAUUUGAUGUUAACCAAACAGGUUUCUAGGUUCCCUGCGUAUUCAGCCUCCCCUCUGCAAGCACAGGCACACAUAGCAUGGUUACUACUUGAAAUUUUGCCCAAGUCUGAUUUGAGGGUCCGAUAGGUCAUUAGAACUUCCCCCAUCCCAUCUUUGUUUGCCCCACACUGGGGUGCAGCUGUUCAUCGGUGUCUUAAUGUUGUUGGAAGGCGGUUGAAUGAUACCAUUCUUGGCUACUAGUGCCAAUCCACUCUUCUCAAGUGAGUCUGCUUCAUUCGGUCAUCGCUAAGUAGCUGGUGCCACUGUGUGAAUAGGAUGCUGGACUAGAUGGGCAUUGGACUGGUGCAGCAGGGCUCUUGGUACACUGCCCAGCUAGUGUGUGAAAUCCCUUAAACCAUGAUGGGGUACACACCUAACACUCCCCGCAUUGAGGAAGGCGUGUACAAACCUCCUGGCCAGAUUUUUCAAAUGAGUAUGGUACCUUGCAUCGUCGUCUUCUUUGGCGAUCAUUCACAGCCGAUUAAGAUUGCCUCGGGUAACAUACUAUUGGAAAUUUGCUUGCUUAAACUGGCCUUCCAGAACUGGCCCAUCUUAGUUCAGAGGGUGAAAUUCCAACUGGCUUUGAACCUUCUUGCCCCCGCCCACCUCAAAAGAACCAUUCGGGUUUUUUAUAUCCCUUGCCGACAUUUUAAAAGAGUGCUUCUUUUUUUAGUAAGUGAAGGGUUCCUUGCACAAAUAAAACAGAAAAUUGGGCCUGCAUUAUAAAAGGAGCACAGAGUCCCAUCAUACGAAGAGAGAUUUCAACACAAACAUUUGCUGAACGGCAUGGGCCAUUUUUAAUGGAGAUUUCUGUCAGAAUGCUGUUGCUUGAGUUGGGAAGUUGGAUCUGCGGUAUUUUGGGCUCUGCUUUCUACAGCGCCAAAUAAAUUUUAAAAGUUUUGCAUUUCCCCCACAAACCUCUUCUAGAUUUGUAUGCUCUCAGGUCUAUCCUUCGAAAGGUGGAACAUGGUCAAAAGGUGCACAUCUUAUGAGACGGGAAUAAUAGAAAUCAGAAUUGGCAUGUGAGGUUCCUGCACAACUGUAAGGAUUUCCCACCUCUGUGGAGUGUACAUUUCCUCUGUAAUUGGAGUGGCAGGACUAAAUGAAGAGGGUGCCAAACAUCUGCCACAGAUGUUUGUUACAAAGCAAGGAAAGCCACAAGUGGAUGUGGGGGGUUUGUAUGCUUUAGGCAUACAAGCGCCACAACCCUUAAGGCGCUUCCAGGCAGCCUGUUUGUUGAGCACUCAGCCAGAUUUGUCUGCAGAGAGAUCAGACGACGUGUGCUGUUUUUGAGCCUUCAUUCUGAUUUGUCUGCAGGGAGGUUAGAUGACGAUUGUGUCACAGCAAGAGUUAUCCCAUGCUUAGCAGUGCAUUUCUCUGCCCCUUCAGUUAUUGCAAAAAAAAAAAAUCUGAUCCUUUUGGGAAGCAGGUUUGUUGGACAAGCGCUCUCGAUAAACUUCAUGAAUUUGCCAGCCUGUGAUUGAAUCCCACCUGAAAAUAACAGCUGUCUUGAAAUGCUUCCCUGAAAUAAACAUCUUCCGGACUGAAGCCUUCAUCUUCUUAAAUAACGACCCUCUGUAUAAAUUUGGUCACAAAUGGGGAUCUUCAACCUGUGGGUCCCCAGAUGUUGUUGGACCACAACUCCCAUCAUCCCUAGCUAGCAAGACCAGAGCUCAGGGAUGAUGGGAGUUGUAGUCCAACAACAUCUGGGGAUCCAGAGGUUGAGAACCGCUGUUCCAGAGGAAGGCAUAUGUACUUAUCUAAAAUCCUUUUUAGUUCUUGUAUUCUGCUGUUAUUCUGCUUUUUAUUCUGCUCCCAGCAGCCUCCCAUCCAAAGGAAUGACCAGCUCCACAUCUGCUUAGCUGCAGCAGUUCAGCAGCCUCCCAUGGCCCAGGCAACAUCCAGGAACCCUUGCCUUUUAAAUUAUUGUGGAGCUUGGGAAAUAAAUGAAUAAAACUUGCAGAGGCAGUAGAAACCUCAGCUAUAUCAGUAUUCUGCUCCAUGCUAUUUUGUCUGCCCUCCUUUCCCCUUAAUUCUCGCUUCUGAGCUCACAGUAGAAAGGAGCUCCCUGUUUAAAGAGGUACUCAAUUUAACUGAGCGUACAGUAGGCUGAGAUACCAAAGCUAUGGGCUGAGCAGCCAACCAUACAAGGGUAGGAUCCAGCCCCCAAAGCACCUUUUUCUGCCCCCUCUCUCUUGGUAGCCCUAUCAAAUACAUUCUGAUCAACUUGGGGGUCAGAUGUUCCUCCGUAGUUUCGCUUAGACGGCAGCGAAGCAAUUGAAUGUCCGCCUAGCAUUCUGCAUAGAUACUCUUGGACUUGUUGCUUGCACAUUCCAUCUGCAGCCUGAAUGACCAUCUCGGCACACACGAGCCAUUUUUAAAUACUUUGUUCAGCUUGGUCAUCCACAGGGUGGCAGCGGUACUGAGUGUGCUGGCUCCCAGUGAAUGCCUGCAGACUAUGGUGACCCAUAAGCUGGCCACCCCCUGGUUUACAUAAUCCUUUAGUCCAUGCAUGGGGUUCUCUAGGGUAAAAACCAAAAUGGUACCUGAACAAAUGCAGGGUAGCCAAGCAAACUGACCUUUUUUUCCUUUUCUUAGUUUGAAGUCCUAUAUGUAGCAUGCUGUGAACGUCUUACCUGGUCUCUGCAAAAUAAUCAGUAUUGAUGUUGCUUUAAUUCUUUCGGCUUCUUUUUUUUAUACCUCCACCCUCCUUUUAGUGUCUUUCUAGAAGCUGUGAUAGGCCUUUGUGGUCCUUGACUUUGUUACUGUAACUUCUUUUUUUUAAUAAAAAAAAGUUUGUGAAAUGUAGGGCUAACCCGAGUUGGAUGGUCCAGUCCUCCAAGGUUGCCCAUUUUCAGUUUGUUCGUUCUACAUUAUGGCUGUACGUAGAAUAAGCUUAUCGAUGAUGCAAUUUAGGAUUCGCACAGCUUUUUGCUUUUUUUUUAACGUCCACGUGUAUGCAUUUUGUACGUGUGUAUUGCGGGAGUGGGGAGAGAAAGGUGAUGUGUUUUAUAUAGGCUUAAGCUUUUUUGGUUUAUUUCUUUUCCCUUUUGUAAAGUAACUGACUUGGUAAAAUCCAUAGCCACUUAGGACUGUCCAUGCUGAACAGACCUUGCUGUAGAGGCAAGAUCACGUUCUUUGUAAGUUUCGAAUAGUGACACUCCCCACCCCACCCCAUACCUGGGGAAACGAGCUCAUUUUGCACCACGCGAGGGGAAAGGUUGUUUUGAAACUUAACUGAGUACAGUGGUAGCUCUUGAGUGGAUGUGUUAAGGGGGAAUGCUAAAGUCUUUGUGAAUGGAGGCGAUGGCCUCCCAUGAUCACCCAGGAAGAACCACCAUAAGGGUCUAGACAGGCCAACAAGGCAGUCCUAACUAAGGCUGAACUCCAUAAGAAGGCGCCAGGCCCAUUUCCCUUGCCAUAAGGGAUGCAGUUAGCCAAAGACUAUCCUGGGAGGGAAAAGGAGUUUGUGAGAGCUUUCCUUGUGCAGAGAAGCUGACUAAAACAAAUACACUCUUUCCUUAAGAGUGUGUGCAACUCAUUCAGCUGAUGGUUGCCUUGCCAAGCGGCUAUUGGUUGCCUACCAAUGGCUGUGCCAUCUUGGCAACAAGGAGUUUAAUGGCACUGAAGGGUGGUGGGUUGAGAAGAGGCUAACAGCGUAUCUUUACUACAGCAUAUAUGUCUAGGAGAACUCUUGUUAUCUCAGGACAAGUGCAGGAUAAAGCUGCUCUGGAGCAACAAAGCAUUUCCUACACCCCAGAAAUAUUUAACUCCGGGAAUAGCUGGCGCGCUCGGGUGAACCCUAGAUGCUGCCCACCCUAAAAGCACCACACCCUCGGGGUGCAAACCCAUACACAACCUGGGAGUAAUCCCCACUGAGCUCACUGGGGGCUUAGCUAUGAGUAGACAGGUAUAGAGUUGCACUGCACGUGUGUCUCUUGCUGCAGUUGUGUCAAUUUAGGACUUCUUGCAAACAGAACCAAGAGUUCAGCUAGCAUUUUCCUGACAUCCGUGGUUAUUGGACAAGCCUAUCCAACUGGAUCUGUUUGUGUGACUCUUUUUCUUUCUGUUAAGCUUUUAGUUAACGCAACUUGAAUUGUAUCUGAACAGAUGCGGAAGGAACUUUUUAGCGAGCUGAGACAAAAAGAAAAAAAACACACCAUAUUUUUCAAUAAAGGAAUUUGUGUGUGCAUAUUAUUAACCUGUUAACAGCAAUUCAUAAAAUCUGCACUUUUUAUGAGGUUUUGAAAAAUUCUAUUUAUAGGUACGGAACAAUGGGGUUUGUUUAAAAACUGUAUAGCGUUUAUACUUGCUGAAAUUUCUUUCACUGUUAUCGGUAGGAAUUUUAUUGGUUCAAUAAAAACUGGCGAGAAACCCCA
Molecule: messenger RNA, 11032 nt
Organism: Podarcis muralis (Common wall lizard)
Lineage: Eukaryota; Metazoa; Chordata; Lepidosauria; Squamata; Lacertidae
Gene: SESN3
Product: sestrin 3
Biological process (GO): negative regulation of TORC1 signaling; regulation of response to reactive oxygen species; cellular response to L-leucine
Cellular component (GO): nucleus
Molecular function (GO): L-leucine binding; oxidoreductase activity, acting on peroxide as acceptor
Source: RefSeq, a predicted model, not a curated record